Diabrotica balteata is the source of this 1176-nucleotide messenger RNA. The record is from the annotation of a GenBank genome assembly. Lineage: Eukaryota; Metazoa; Arthropoda; Insecta; Coleoptera; Chrysomelidae.
AUGGGACUCUUAACAACCAUAUGGAUCUGCUUCUUCAUUUCGUCAUCCUUAGCAAUUGAAGAACCUAUCAGAGCACAGAAUCUUAAACCACGCCAUUUCAAUCCACAUCCUUUCCAGAAUAAUCCCAACAGGAGAUCGGAUAGAGUAGGUCCUGUAGUUUUUAAUGAAGACCAAUCUCUUCAACGCCCUCCACCAGUCCAGGAUAUUCCGUAUUUGAAGGUUGUCAAGAAAUACAAGAAGAAGAAAGUAGGAAGAUUUGACGUUGAGGAGGAAAAGAUUAAUCCUCAACUACAGCAAGCUCUAGCGAGACAUGGUGCUAAAGUUCUUAAACUUCCUCCUGAAAAGUUGGCCAGAGAUCAUAUUCCAUUUGUUAGAGACAUCGAAAAACACCAUCCCAACUACGCAUUUUCAUACAAAGUACUAGAUCAUUCCUCUGGCGAUGACUUCUCCCAUUCCCAAGUCCAGGAUUCCAGGACCACAAACGGAGAAUACCGAGUUAAAUUACCAGAUGGCAGACUUCAAAUUGUGUCCUACACUGCGGAUCAAAACGGUUAUAAGGCAGAUGUGAAAUAUAUGGAAACUCCCGUAUACCAUCAAAUUCAGCGAAUACCGAUCCGAGAACACGCGGCAGUUAAAGCAAAUAGAAAACACUACUACCACGAUGUACAAGCCAACAAUCAUCAUCGCGAAUUGGCUAAAUUUAGUUCAAUCGUACCAACGGUAGUUCCAGUCCCAGUCAGCUACAAUCAGUACGACGGAGACUACGGAAACAUUGUAGUGACACCCAGUCCUGGAUAUUCCAACGGAGUUGCUGCUAAUGCCCAGCUUCCACUUCCACUAAACGUUCAAAUUUUCACCACCAACGCAAGAGACUACCACAAUCCAGGUAGCUACGUUCCGAUCGUAGCCAGCACUCCGCACACUUACCAUUCGAAAGACAUUAGCCACUACCGCCAAAAUCCCAUCUCGCCGCAGAUCUACAACAACGGAGACCAAGGAAUCGUCGUUCCUCUGUCGACGCCUUCGUCGUUCGUGUUAACAGACCAACACGGACAAGUCAUCGAUAACAUCAAAUUGGUGACGAGUACAGCUGUGCCUUACGUCGUGUCUUCUACACCAAUGCCUCAUUUCGUAACGAUUCACUCCACAGCCUCGCCAUCUAGAAGUUACAACUAG